AUGGAUGCUUCCGAGAGUUUCAUGAGUCCCUCCCGCCGACACGACGACCUGGAGGACUCGUCACCCGCGGCGUAUUAUACCGAUGGCUACGGACGGCCCAGAACGGGUCCCGAAGCGAUCGGCAACGACGGAGGACCUCGAAUAGAAUGUUCCAGGGGCUUUAUGAGUCCCUCCCGCCGACAUGAUGACCUUGCGGGCCCGUCUCCCCCGGCGUGUUUUAGUGGCGCCGCGGUUUGGACGGCGUCCGGAACGGACGGUGCAGCGUGGUCCGGCGGGUUGAGAUCGGACGGCGGGGCAUGCUCGAGCGGAUUCGGAUCGGACGGCGCAGCAUGGUCCUCCCAUCCGCCGACAAUGGUGCUCGAGAGGACUUCGACUGAGCCGCUGCUGUGCUCCUCAAACUGGCGCGAAAUCGGCGUGCGGAACGGUGAUUAUAUUGGAGGAAGCACCGGCGGGCCGCACGGCGUGCGACCGCAUUGUGACAAUAACGAAGGGAGAGGAGCUGGUGUAGGCCGCGGCGCCGGAGGUGGUGCUAUGGUGACGUCGCUAACCCGCAGCGCCAGUAGCUGUCGGACGGCGGACUAUUCAGUUCACUGGACCGGCAAUGGCGGCGAGGGCGGCUUUGGCGGCGGUAAUGGCGGCGGUAGUGGCGGAGGUGGUGCUAUGAUGGCGUCGAUAACCCGCAGCGUCAGUAGCACUGGGACAGCGGACUAUUCAAUUCACUGGGCCGGCAAUGGCGGUGGCAGCGGCUUCCACGGCGGCUUUCAUGGCGGCUUUCGCGGCGGCUUUGGCGGCGGUAAUGGCGGCGGUAAUGCCGGCGGUAAUGCCGGCGGCGGUGGUGGCGGCGGCGUAUCUAAUGGCGUGUGGCGCGUCAACAGCUGCGGUGGUGAAGGUUACGGCCGCGGGUUUGGUGGCGGGAGCGGCAGCGGCGGGGGGGGUGUUCAUUGGAGCCGCGGGGAAUCAUAUCCGCCGCCCUGUGUCGAUCCGAGUAUGGGUUAUGCAUUUCGGGAGCGCGCAGCAGGCUCAAACAUGGGGGUGGCCGCGGCUGCUUCAGAUUCUGCUGCGACCAGUCGCCCGGAGAACCAGCCGCUGAGGUUGAACAGCUUGCCUCGAGCAGAGUCGCAUAUGAUGGCGGUUACCACGGCUGCUGCAGAUUCCGGUGCGACUAGCCGCCCGGAGAACCAGCCGCUGAGGUUGAACAGCUUGCCUCGAGCACGUGGGGUGCGCUUGCCCCGUGACGAGACGGGCCGUGCUGGUUAUAACGAGUCAGCUUGUAACGAGGUGACCUUCACGAAGAGCAGCGAGGAAUGGACGGGGGUCGAGCAUGGAAGGCGGGAAAUACGCGACUGUGGACAAGGCAGGGAGUACGCUUUAAGAGUUUCGGGAGCGGGAGGGAAUGCAGGGCGGGAAUUCCCCAUGAACGAAAGGGAUGCGGCGAACAGGGGGGUGAAUGUGACGGAGGAAUGGGGAGCAACGGGCCGGGGGGAUGAGGAAGGGAGGGGGGUGAAUAGCUUACCGGCGCGGUUGGGAAGUAUGGAAAGGAGGGAUGAGGAGGGGAGGGGGGUGAAUAGUUUGCCGGCGGAGUGGGGAGCAAUGGAACAGCGGUGGGAUGCGGUGGGAGGGGCGGGAAGGGUGGGAGGAUUGCCGGUGCGAAUCACUCGCAGCCAAACGGAGGAGAGGAGGGGUGCCUCUGGGAAUGGGAACGGGUACUCGUUUAGCUUGUGGCAGGAAGGGCAGGAGAAAGCGGGGAAGAAAAUGGAGCGAGGGCAGGAGGAGAAGGAGGAGGGGACUGGGGAGGGAAAUUUGAGUCGACCCAAAGGCCUGGGUACGUCUGGGAAUGGGAAUGGGUACUCAUUCAGUCUUUGGCAGGAAGGGCAGAAGACGAAGGGGGAGGAGCAGGAGGACGGGAUGAAGAGAAAUGAGGGGAUUUUGAGUCGACCCAAAGGUCUGGGCACGUCUGGGAAUGUGAAUGAGGAAGGGACUCUGGUUCGGGUCAAAGGUCCGGAUGCGUCCGGAAAUGGGUACUCGUUCAGUCUGUGGCAAGAAGGGCAGAAGAAAGUGGGGCGGGCACGGGAGGGAGUGUUGGAGGAGAAGGAAGGGGAGGGACAGGAUGAGAAGCGGGAGGGAGAAGGGGGAGAGGGGAGCGAGAGGCGCGCGGAGGAGAAACAGCAGCAGCAGCAGCAGCAGCAACAGCAGCAGCAGCCAGAGAUCUUACCAAACCGUCCUCCACCCAUCCGUUCCUCACCCAGGAUUCAACCUCUGGAAAUCCCCUCCUCCUUUCCAGAAGGCCCCCAGGCUACUUUGGAGGCGCCUCAAAAGCAGCAGCCAGAGAACUUACCAGCCCGUCCACCCAUCCGUUUCUCUCCCAGGAUUCAACCUCUGGAUAUCCCCUCCUCCUCUCCAGAUCCACCCCAGUCUCGAAACAACCCGCUGCUGCGUUCCCCAGGGUCUGCACCCCGUGUGACGCUUGACCUUUCCCAAAGCUCAUCUCCUUCCCUGCUUCGCUCUCCUGGUUCAAUGCCCCGCUUGACCCUCGACGGCGACGUGAGCCAAGGGUCAAACCCUCCUCCGCUUCCCGGUUCAGUGCCCCGCCUAAACCUCGACGGUGACGUGGGCCAAGGGUCGAAUCCUCCUCCGCUUGUGCGUUCUCCCGGCCCAUUGCCAAGCUUGGCGCCUCGAAAUGGGUUUGAGAAUCCUGUUAUGCCUUCUCUUAAGGUUGCGACUUUUGAGGCGCCUCAAAAUGGGGUGCCAACUUUUGGGGUGCUUCAAAACGGGGUGAAGAAUCCUGUUAUGCCUUCACUUAAGGGUGCGGCUGAGCAUUUGGAAGCUGGCCGAGGGGGAGAGGGGGGCGCGCAAGGGAGGGUAGGGGAGGCGCAGAGGGGGGAGGGGGAUGCACAGAGCAGGCCGUUGAACUACUCCGACCACUUUAAGCAACUCAGGAGGAAGGGGCUUGCUCAGAAGCAGCUGCGCGAGCAAACCAAGCUCAGAAGCAACUUGGGAACCAACCUAGUCGACCGCUCGGAAACAGGGGGAGAUUCAGGUUCGGGUCCAGGCUCGGAAAUCAGGAGGGACGGAGAAAGGAUGCAGGGGGGGCAGGGAGCAGAGAUUGAGUUGGGUGCAGAGCGGAGGAACUUGGGAGCAGCGGAGAAGCAGAGCCAGGGGGUGCGGAACACACAACCAGGAGCAGCACUACGACUGGGGCUGGGGCUGGUGUCAGGGCGGGCGGGGCAGGGGGAAAAGGCGGGGGGGCAGGGGGAGCAGGAGGGGCAGGAGGGGCAGGGAGCAGAGGUGAGCGCGGAAGGACAGGAGGAGUUUGAUUUCCAGAGCUCACUGGACGAUGGCUGUUUCAGUGCCACGUUCAGUAAAACCCCUCAGCCAGGUAACGCCUCCCCCAGAUGCAGCCCAGCAGCUAACGCCUCCCUCAGACGCAGCCCAGCAGGUACCGCCUCCCCCAGGCGCAGCCCAGCAGCACCAGGGCUGUUUUCCUGGGACUGUACGGGUUUUGAUAGUGGUGCUGGUGCUGGUGGUGGUGUUGCUGGUGCUGCUGGUGGUGCUGCUGCUGGUGGUGCUGCUGCUGGUGGUGCUGCUGCUGGUGGUUCUGGUGGUGCUGCUGAUGAUGGUGAUGAUGCAUCAACCUGCACUGAACACGCCCUACGAGCGAAUGAGAUCUCUCUUUGCUUGGGGAUUGCCUCCAAAGCAGCAAAGGAGGAAAGAGGGAAAGAUAAGGUCAGGUGUUCUCCCAGGUAUUCGCCCAAUGCUUUGCCAAAAGGCAGUAGCAUGUCGUUUAACCUGUGGACACCUGAGAAAGCCCCUGAUGGGGCUCCAGGCUCAUCAGGGCUUGACUCUGCCGCUGCUGGUGCUGCUGCUGGUUGUGGUGGUUGUGCUGCUGCUGCUGCUGCUGCUGCUGCUGAUGUUGGUGGUGCUCCUGCUGCUGCUGCUGCCACUGCUGCUGAUGUUGGUGGUGCUCCUGCUGCUGCUGCUGCCACUGCUGCUGAUGUUGAUGUCACAGCCGUAGACCAGGAGGUGGGGAAGGAGGAGGAGGAGGAGGAGGAGGAGGAGGAGGAGGAGGAGGAGGAGGAGGAGGAGGAGGAGGAGGAGGAGGAGGAGAGGGAGGGGGAGGAGGGGGGGAGAGAGGAGGGGGAGGAGGGGGAGAGGGAGGGGGAGGAGGGGGAGGAGGGAGGAGCAUGUUGA
Molecule: messenger RNA, 4188 nt
Organism: Closterium sp. Naga37s-1
Lineage: Eukaryota; Viridiplantae; Streptophyta; Zygnematophyceae; Desmidiales; Closteriaceae
Source: the annotation of a GenBank genome assembly